GUUCUUGGGACACAAAAAGUGGUUAAAUUAUUCUAUAAUAAAAAUAGUAAAAUAAUAGUUAGAUCAGGUGAAGAACUAUUGGAAUUCAGGGGAUGUUUUGUACCUGAAUAUUCAAAUAGAAUUCAAGAUGAUAAAGUUAUUUUUAUAAAUCGAGAAGUUUAAUGUGGUUGAUAAAAUAUCCACAGAUAGCGCUGAAAAGUAACAACGCAUGCUCACUACUUUUAAAUUUUCUCGAGAGAGUCAUAACAAUGUCUCAUCACAACUUGUCAAGGCUCUGCUUAUCUGCUCCUGCUGGCUCUGGUUUGAUCUUUGUGUGCAAUCUGUGAUAAUGAUAUUUGUCUUGAAAAUAAGAUGGUUUUAUUGAUAAUUUGAUAACUUGUAUAGAUUAGGGUUAUUUUGAUAAAGAUUUUCAAUAUUAUUCGAUAGAGAUAACAAUUGGCAUAAAUCUGUUUCUCAAGCGCUGAAUUGUGAACAAACUUACCAUUUGAAAGGUUUUUUCACUCUCAGUUGACAUGGCUACUCAAGGAAUUGUAAGAAGCGCCAGUACUCGAAAUGUAAAAAAACUUGAGAAACCUAGACCAUUGAAGCAAAGUUUGUCAGUUGACAGUCUUAUGCUUCUUGUUGAAACAUUAACACAGAGCAUAAGCAUCAGCAGCUAUGACGAGAAUUUCAAAACAAAUAUCUCAACCUUGAACAAUCUAUUGAAAGCCAAAGGAAACCAACUGGAGUCAGUCUACAAAGAUCAAUUGGACAGAGCUUUCGUUUUAUUCCGAAACGCAACAAGAGACGAUCAACUCGAUUUCGAAUCCCGACGCUGUGUAUUGGAACUCAUCGAACUAAGAGCUAGCGGUUGGCAAGGAUCGGAUGCUUUGCAGAACUACUACAAUUCGAAAAUGCAAAGUGAUUUUGAACUGUUAGCUUCAAGAGAUCAGAGAGUCACUCCUAGUCUUGCUCCCGGUGAUAUUCUCAAAAACUCAGGCAAGUUUUUGAAGCCGACUAAAAUACCAGGGAAGAAUUACUGCAAGGAUGAACUAGUGAUCCGCAACUCUGACUCAGGAAAAGUUAAUCCUGGAAAGAAAGAAAGACUGGUGCAAAUUAUUGGUCCUAACGAAGAAAAGAUACUACACGCCCGACAUCUGAUUGAAGAUACGAUCCGAAACAAUGCGUCUCCCGUACGAGACAGCUGUGAGAGAGAGAAGAUGGGAGGAUCCACGUCCAGUCUGAACAGCAGCGCCUCUGACGAAAGCAACCGGAUUCCGUUCACAGUUAGAGGAAGCCGGGCUCUGCUGCACAGCUUGUCCACGCCCGACGCUAGUAUUGGCGAAUACAAGUACUCUGUCACCGUCGGAAAUGACACCAUAAAAAUCACUGGAACAAACCACGAACUUGUGCGAAAUGCAAAACUUGUAUUGGACGAAUAUUUUUCUCGUGAGAACUUCCAGAACUACACACCUGAUUGCUAUACGCACUAUGAGGAGGAUGUGUUCGUUAACAACAACAACAACAUUGGCAACUAUCCGGUGUACAAGCGACUGGGAAUGAUGGAGCCGUCGAAUGGAGGGGGAACGGUGCCUCCAAUUCCUCCAAUCCCUCCAAUUCCAUCUCUGAGUAGCAGUGGUGAUUUUGUGACGUACAUGGGCCCAGAAACUGCACCUGUGAGCAGUUUCACUCAUCCGGUUGUGACGAGGCGUGUGUCAGAAACCCUGACAGAGAAGACAGAUUCCGCAAAGAAGAGAUACAAAUAUUCAGUGGAAUUUCUAAUGAGCCUUCUCGAUCUCCCUGCUUCCAGUAAGCCGCCCAAGGACUGGGAUAGAAUUUCCAAAGAACAUCCAGCCAUUGUGAAACAGGUAGCCAACCAUUUUCUGCUUCCCACCCCUACCUCCCCUCCGUUGCAAUACAAUUACCCAACUCACAUCAGCUAUCCCCGAAGGAUCAAUAAACCCGAAAGCGAUAACUCGAACCUUGUGUAUUCGUUCUCAAGUGCUUGGAAUAUGGACCAAAUUCUAACCUAAACUAAUCAGCUACGGGUGCCGUGUUGAUUGUGUGGCUACUUUUUUCCUGCUUUGAAAAUAAUGUGCAUUACUAACAACUCGAAUUAUUAUGUGUACAUUACUAACAUCUGCAAUUCUAAUUGAUGAAUUCAAAAAUCAUUUUGCAACUUUGUGUAAUUCUUGUGAAUAUGUAUAUUUCUAAGUUGACUAUUAUAAUAUCUCUGUGAUAAUAUUAUGUUGUAGAUGACGCAAUUUAUAUUUAUUUUCUAACAUCGGUAAUUCGAUUUAUGAAUCAUUAUGAAGAAAAAUAUUAUGUUUUGAAUUUUUUAUAACCAACUGCAUUCCCAGGUAGUUUAAAGAAUUGGAAUAAAAUUGAUGAUUAUUGAAUUCGUAUUGAAUUUUCGAUUUAAAGUAAAGAAUCAUACAUUUGAGUUAAAUUUCAUUUAGUAAUCGAAAUAAUUAUGUUAGAAAUUUAUUUUAUCUCAAUACUUGAUAAAACCCUAGAUAAUCAAACUUCCUGUUCUUAACAAAUAAGGCUCAUCCCUUUCUAAUGUAUUCUAAUCUACACUAAUAUUUCCAAGUGAUAGAAGAAUCAAUGUUGAUAGGUCUAAACCCGUAGAACCCAAUAAUCAAAACGGUUCUUGAAUGUCAUUCUGUGUCGUGCUCUUUGACUCUAAUCUAAUCAGGUUCUUACAAGAAGAAGUUAACAUAAUGAUUACUGUCGUUGUCUUGAAUUUCUCUCUGUAACUGGGAACUCUGAUUAAGUUAUUGAUUAGGAAUAUUUACUCUGUAAAUGGAUUUACUAUUUACUUUAUACUGGAAAUGAGUUAACUCAUAUAAUUUAUUUUUAAAUUUAUCGAUUGAUGUAAUUUAGGUGGGAAUGGUAUUUAUUCUACCAAUAAUUAGGUUGGGGAUAUUUUGUUAAUGAAAUACGUUAUAUAUUUUUUACUGGGAACUCUGAUUAAGUUAUUGAUUAGAAAUGUUCACUCAUAAAAGGAUUCACUAUUCACUGUAACUUAUACUGAAAAUUAAUCAAUAGAUUAUAUCUAUUGUUAAAUUUAUCGAGAGAUUUAAUUGCUGGAUUUGCCAUUAUUGAGGUAAAAAUGAUAUUUAUUCUUCCGAUAAUUAGGUUGGGGAUGUUUUUGUAUUGAAAUAUCUAUUUUUUAAAUUCCGAGUACGGUAUGUAAGAUAUAAAUUCUUCAAUUAUCUCAUCAGAAAAGAAUUUUUGUUUUUAAUAUACGAAAUGUAAUGCAUUGUUGGUCGUAAAAUACAAAAUAAAUUAAAUGAGUCUGCAUACAUUAUCAAGUCUGAUAAGGUCUGAUAAAAACCGUAUAUUAUAGACCUUGCAUUAAGUCUUGAACAAGUUUGCUAACUCUUAUCGUCUGAAGAAGUGAUUAGAAGUCUAGGAAGAUUAGGAGUGUUUAUCAAUGGAGACUUUUCUAGUUUGAGGUUGAGGUUGGCAACCACAACAUUUUAUCACUAAUCAUUAUUCUCACUAAUCAACAGAAUCAUUAAAAUAGUAGCCUUGAAACGAGAAUGAAUUGAUCUUUUGUUUUUCUGAGUGAUUUGUUGUAGGAGUCGUAUUGAUGGUACCAAGCAUUCAAAAUUCACGCCAGUGUUUAAUGUCAGGUCGGGCUUAGGUCACAAACUCAAGUUCUGUUGUAAAUUUUGUCAACCCCUCUAAUAAGGAUGAUAACAAUUUUUGAUUGAUUCUGUAAUUAAUUUGUUUUGUCCCUUACUAGCACUUAUUUAUUAUCAAUCCACCUUUUUGAACUUUAUGCUCGAUUUACUUUACAAUUUAUGUAAAGUUUUAAAUCAUUUUCUUUUGUAGCUGUUAAAUUCCAUCUUCAAAAUAAGGAUCUCCCCAAUUUAUGUCCGGUUUCACCAAACUCGGUGAAUGCAUUUUUUGAACGUUGUCAAACUAGGGACGGUUCACAAAGAAUGCACCGGAACAUAUUAUUUCUAUGCGAUAUAAUUUCAGUGUACACUUAAAUCGUACCCGGCUUGAUUAUGCUCAAAUCCCUUGCUGAGCUCUGUGAAACCGGGCAUAAGUUUAUAUAUUAUGUUUGUGACAUGAUGCAAUCUAUCAGAGGAGUCUCCAUUGUCGAUUGAAUUGUUGUUAGUUUUGUUCCCUAUUCUUCAAGUGAGUCGCCGAUAUUUUUAGUUUUUCUCUAUUAGUAUUGUAAUGUUUGUUUGGCUAACCAAUAACAAACUUGUAUUGCCAAGGGUAGUUAGCGAUCAGUUCAGGUUAACAUGAAUGUUUACUUUCUUGUCUAGGGCUACUUUUAUUUACAUAAAAAUUUGAAAUUAAAGUACCCUUUUUAACAUUUUUAAAAAUAAACAAUAAUUGUUAAUGAUUUUUAAUUUUUAUAAAUGAUAUUAUGAAGAUAGUACAAGUUUUCAGUUUGAAGUUAUCUAUUUACGUCUACGUUUCUGUUAGAAAUGAAUAAUGAUUUUUAAUUUUGAUAAAUUAUAUUAUGAAGAUAGUACAAGUUAGUUCAGUUUGAAGUUAUCUAUUUACGUCUACGUUUCUGUUAGAAAUGUUUUGUUGAGUUUUUUUUUUUUAGUAUUUUCUAUUAUGUUAUAUUUUUUAAUUUACUUUUUUCUAUACACACUUAAAAGUGGAAAUGGUUUUCAAAUCACAAAGAUUUUGUUUAGGUAUACUUUUAUAAAAUAUCUUUAGCAAUUCUAAUUUUGUAUCUAGUAUUGUAUAUUUUUCAUUCCAAUCCAUAAUUUGGAAGUAAAUAUUCUUUAAUUUCCCAUCAAUUUUGAAGUUAUGUAUUAUUAGAUGAUUUGUAAUGAUGGUCUAUAAUCUGUAUAAGAUCACUGUGUAAUUCAUGAUGUACUGUAUUGAUAUUAAAAUCCAUAUAAAGAUAAGAUUAAUGCUA
This is a messenger RNA of Nilaparvata lugens (brown planthopper), 4879 nucleotides long. It is a transcript of the gene mxt, whose product is annotated as eukaryotic translation initiation factor 4E-binding protein Mextli. The transcript has 11 exons. Lineage: Eukaryota; Metazoa; Arthropoda; Insecta; Hemiptera; Delphacidae. Bases 513 to 2012 code for a protein of 499 amino acids. Gene Ontology annotation, cellular component: RNA cap binding complex; cytoplasm. The record is from RefSeq and is a predicted model, not a curated record. Gene Ontology annotation, molecular function: RNA binding; translation initiation factor activity; eukaryotic initiation factor 4E binding. Gene Ontology annotation, biological process: positive regulation of translation; regulation of formation of translation initiation ternary complex.